AUGGGCGGGUACCUGCGCUUCACCAAGUACCAGCGGGCACAGCGGCUUCGGUCUGUUGAUGCCUGCUUUCAAGAUGUGAAGGAUACUAGAGUUAUUGAUAAUUUUGUGAUAGUUUCAUUAGUUAUUUUUAGAAUUAGUGAUAAUUUUUAUAUUGGCUCUCAGACUGCUCGAGGAGACCUACACGUCGGACGAAGUGGUGGAGCUGCUGGACUCCCUUGCCGAGGUGGUGCGGGCCGAGGUGGAGGGCGAGCUCAUCCACGCCACGCACACCAACUCCGUCCUCCUGUCCAACGUCUUCGCGCAGGCCCAGAAGUGGCACCUCGAGCUCACCGUCGACACUUCGAACCUCGAGAACCAAGAGCUCCUCGAAGACGUCCGCAAGUUCGAGGAGGCGGAGCUCAAGGGCGCCUCGGGAUCGACAAGAAGCCCCGCAAGGACCCUGGCGCCGCUCGGGACCAGGAGGGACCCACGGCGCUCCUGCACGCGGAGAUCAAGCGGCUGACGGAGGAGAACGGCGAGGUGAAGAGGAGGCUGGAGCUGGCUGAGAGCAAGGUCACCGACUUGGCCAAGACCAAAGCCGAGAUGUCUCUGACGCUGCAGACGACCAGCGACGAAUUGGGGCGAGUGAGGCAGACGAUCUCCUCGAGGCCCACCCUGGAGGAGGUGUCUGAGUUGUCCGACGAGGUGGAGAAAAUGCGGCUGGAGCUGAGCACGAAGGUCGAGGAGAAGGAAGCCACGCAGGAGCAGCUUCAGAGUGACCUCUCUCUCUCGAAGCAAAGGCUGGCUCAGGUCAAGUCCCAGCUUCAGUUGGCGGAGAAGGAACUGGAGAAGAAAUUUUCCCAGACGGGCGCUUACCAGAACAUGAAGAAGAUGUUAGGUAAUAAGAACGAUCAGAUAAAAGCACUCAGGAAGAAAUUAGAGAUAUACGAACCAUCAAAGGAGGACAUUAUCGAAGAAUAGAGAGAGAGGGAGGGAGAAGAGAAAGAA
Messenger RNA from Penaeus vannamei (Pacific white shrimp), 987 nucleotides. The record is from RefSeq and is a predicted model, not a curated record. Lineage: Eukaryota; Metazoa; Arthropoda; Malacostraca; Decapoda; Penaeidae.